GUUCUUUAUUUCAGAAAGUGUUUGACAGUUCGCCAUUGUGGUUGUGCGUAGAAAGUUUUGUCAAAUUUGCAUUUUUUAUUAUAUAUUGUAACUUAUUAAAUAAACCAAAUACUUCAACAUGAGGGAAAUUGUACACAUCCAAGCCGGUCAAUGCGGAAACCAAAUCGGAGCUAAGUUUUGGGAAAUCAUCUCCGACGAACAUGGCAUUGAUGCCACUGGUGCCUAUCAUGGCGACAGUGAUUUGCAAUUGGAACGCAUCAAUGUAUACUAUAAUGAAGCCUCUGGUGGCAAAUAUGUACCCCGUGCUGUCUUGGUCGAUUUAGAACCCGGUACCAUGGAUUCAGUUCGUUCAGGACCAUUCGGACAAAUUUUCCGCCCAGACAACUUCGUUUUCGGCCAAUCUGGUGCCGGCAACAACUGGGCUAAGGGCCAUUACACAGAAGGUGCAGAGUUGGUCGACUCUGUCUUAGAUGUUGUAAGGAAAGAGGCUGAGUCAUGCGACUGCUUACAAGGUUUUCAAUUGACACAUUCUUUGGGCGGUGGUACCGGCUCCGGUAUGGGUACCUUGCUCAUCUCAAAGAUCCGCGAAGAAUACCCCGACAGAAUCAUGAACACAUACUCCGUUGUACCUUCCCCCAAAGUAUCUGAUACAGUUGUAGAACCCUACAACGCCACACUCUCCGUACAUCAGUUGGUUGAGAAUACAGACGAAACAUACUGCAUUGACAAUGAAGCCCUCUAUGACAUCUGUUUCCGCACCUUGAAACUUACCACACCCACAUACGGCGAUUUGAACCAUUUGGUUUCGCUGACCAUGUCUGGCGUAACUACAUGUCUGCGUUUCCCCGGCCAAUUGAAUGCUGAUCUCCGUAAAUUGGCCGUCAACAUGGUUCCCUUCCCCCGUCUUCACUUUUUCAUGCCUGGUUUUGCUCCUCUUACAUCCAGAGGUUCGCAACAAUACCGCGCUCUCACAGUCCCCGAACUCACACAACAAAUGUUCGACGCCAAGAACAUGAUGGCUGCUUGUGAUCCACGUCAUGGUCGCUACUUGACCGUAGCUGCCAUCUUCCGUGGCCGUAUGUCUAUGAAGGAAGUCGACGAACAGAUGCUUAACAUCCAGAACAAGAACAGCUCCUACUUCGUCGAAUGGAUCCCCAACAACGUAAAGACAGCCGUGUGUGACAUCCCACCCAGAGGCUUGAAAAUGUCGGCAACAUUCAUUGGCAACUCGACCGCUAUCCAAGAAUUGUUCAAGCGUAUCUCCGAACAAUUCACUGCUAUGUUCCGCAGAAAGGCUUUCUUGCAUUGGUACACUGGUGAGGGUAUGGACGAAAUGGAAUUCACAGAAGCCGAAAGCAACAUGAACGACUUGGUCUCCGAAUACCAACAAUACCAAGAAGCUACCGCUGACGAAGAUGCCGAAUUCGAAGAAGAACAAGAGGCUGAAGUGGAAGAAAACUAAACUA
Musca vetustissima is the source of this 1466-nucleotide messenger RNA. It is a transcript of the gene betaTub56D, whose product is annotated as tubulin beta-1 chain. Gene Ontology annotation, molecular function: GTPase activity; GTP binding; structural constituent of cytoskeleton. Gene Ontology annotation, cellular component: microtubule; cytoplasm. The record is from RefSeq and is a predicted model, not a curated record. NCBI's taxonomy places the organism in Eukaryota, Metazoa, Arthropoda, Insecta, Diptera, Muscidae. Gene Ontology annotation, biological process: microtubule cytoskeleton organization; mitotic cell cycle. The transcript has 2 exons. The coding region runs from base 119 to 1462 and encodes 447 amino acids.